AGUCCUCUUCCACCCACAUUCUCCCAAACCCCCUUCCCUCUGCCUCCUCUUCCACAUUCGCCAUCGUCUUAAUCUCUCUCUCUCUCGCCCUCUCUUCUCUCGCGCUCCGUUCCCCCACCAUGACGACCGAUCCCGUCUCCGUCCCCGGGUCCCUCUUGCGAGUCAACCAAAUUUCUCGCCAAAGCCUGAAAUCGCCGAUCGGGGAGAUCGGGGAGGAAGAGGAGGAGACGGUGACCACAAUUCCGGAGGAGGGAGCUGUCGCCGGAUGUGGAGAUGGAGGAGGCGGCGGAGGAGACGAAGGGAAGAGGAUGAUGGAAAUGGAGCACGACGCGGAGGACUUGGCUCGGGAGAUGCUGGAGGUGAUAGAUACGGUCCGGUCGUUCGGCGAAUUCCGGCGGACGCAAAGGAAAGAGUGCUUCAGCCUCGUCCGCUGGCUCCAGGUGGUGGCGCCUCUGCUCGAGGAGAUCAAUGAGCUCGAGACCCCCAUCUCCGACGCAGCUUAUGCACAGCUAUGCGACCUCGCCGAGGCGUUCUCUGAUGCAAAGAAGCUUCUGAGGUGCUGUCAUGAUGGGAGUAAGAUCUAUUUGGCACUGGAAAGCGAGACGGUGGGGGGCAGAUUCCAUGCGGUUUAUGAAAAGUUGAAUCGUGCAUUGGCUGGGAUGCCGUACCAUGAGCUCGGCAUUACGGAUGAAGUGAGAGAGCAAGUUGAGCUGAUGAAUGUGCAACUUCAAAGGGCUAAGAGAAGGACAGAUACACAAGACAUGGAGUUGGCUAUGGAUCUGAUGGUUGUACUCCCUGGAAAGGAGGAUCUGGAUGUAGAUAGAGCAAUACUAGAAAGGCUCGCUCGUACAUUACAGCUGCAGACCCUCCCAGACUUAAGAGCAGAAACAAUGGCUAUAAAAAAGAUAAUUAAAGAUAGAUGCGGGCAAAAUGCUGAAAGUACCCAGCAGAUCAUAGAACUAUUGAACAGAUUUAAACAAAUUGCUGGCAUUGAAGACAGUAAUGGGCUAAGUGAAGUUGCCUUGCCUAAAUAUCUGGAAAAGUGUCCAUCUUUGAUGAUUCCUAAUGAUUUCCUCUGUCCCAUAUCUUUAGAGAUCAUGACAGAUCCUGUCAUUGUUGCAACGGGGCAGACAUUUGAAAGACGAAGUAUACAGAAAUGGUUGGAUGCCGGACAUCGAACCUGCCCAAAGACGAGGCAAACUUUGGUGCAUCUUUCACUGGCACCUAACUAUGCCCUCCGAAACUUAAUUCUCCAGUGGUGUGAGAAGAACAAAGUUGAAUUACUAAAAAAAGAGGCAGAUCUUGAUUCUGACCCUGAAGGUCAUGAAGAAGAAAUCUCAUCACUAGUUGAGGAUCUUUCUUCUAUCCAUCUUGAUAAGCAGCGAAGGGCAGUUAAGAAGAUCCGUAUGCUUUCUAAAGAGAACCCUGAUCACAGAAUUGCAAUUGCUCAGAAUGGAGGGAUCCCUGCCCUAGUCAGUCUUCUAACAUAUCCUGAUUCUAAAAUUCAAGAGAACACUGUGACUGCUUUGUUGAAUUUAUCAAUAGAUGAAGGGAACAAGAAGCUUAUAGCUAAUGGAGCUGUUCCUGCUAUUAUUGAGAUUUUGAAGACGGGCAGUGUGGCGGCUAAAGAGAAUUCAGCAGCAGCGUUAUUCAGCCUGUCUAUGCUUGAUGAGAUCAAGGUGAUGAUUGGGAAUUUAAAUGGUAUACCCCCAUUGAUAGAUUUAUUGCAAAAUGGGACAAUUAGAGGCAAAAAGGAUGCUGCUACUGCACUCUUCAAUUUGGUUCUAAACAGUAAGAACAAAGCUAGAGCUAUAGAAGCAGGCAUUAUAGCACCUCUACUUCAAGUACUGGGUGAUAAGAACCUGGGUAUGGCUGAUGAAGCUCUCUCGAUACUUUUUCUUCUGACGUUACAUCCUGAUGGGUGCAAUGCAAUAGGCCAGCAAUCGUUCAUUCAAACCCUGGUGGAAUUUAUCAAGGAAGGGACCCCCAAAAACAAGGAAUGCGCAAUCGCUGUUCUUCUCGAACUGGGAUCGCAUAAUUCAUCACUUUUAUCAGCUGCAAUCCAGUUAGGUGUUCAGGAGCACUUAGCCGAGAUCUUAAAAAGUGGAACUGACAGAGCUCAAAGGAAAGCAAAGGCCUUAAUCAGCAAGUGUGAACAAGUACAAUGAAGCUUGGGAAGUCUCAUUGUCCGGUCACCUUUGUUUUGCUUCACAUGUAAAAGCAGCAAAUUGGAUAUAUUCCUUGCAUGUUUUGAUGCUUUCGGAUUAUAAAUCAACAUUGAGAAAAAAAGCUUAUUUCCAAUUUAGUGAAUGCCAUUUUUUUAAA
Molecule: messenger RNA, 2325 nt
Organism: Elaeis guineensis (African oil palm)
Lineage: Eukaryota; Viridiplantae; Streptophyta; Magnoliopsida; Arecales; Arecaceae
Product: U-box domain-containing protein 15
Biological process (GO): cell surface receptor signaling pathway; protein ubiquitination
Molecular function (GO): ubiquitin-protein transferase activity; protein binding
Source: RefSeq, a predicted model, not a curated record